AGGCGCAGGACUAACCGCUCAAGUUACAUCUUAUACACAGUACAGUUCCGUAUAAUGUAAGAUACGUAAAACUGAUUUGAUGGUACAUAAUUUACGUACGUAGUUUUUUAAUAUGCCCUAAUAAAUUCUGAAAAGUAUGAGCAAGUUGGUCUAAAAAACAGUGUGUUCAAGGACUUUACGUGUGUUUACAUUGUAACCCCAAAUUUACUAUAGAGCUCCUGUAGUCAAUGUCUCCUAUGCAAGUUUUUUGGUAUAAACAUUGCUUACUGAAUAAUAUGUUUCAAUUAAGCUGCCAACAUUUGUUAUUAACGGAGUAAGCAUUCUGAAACAUGUAAGGUUCUAAGCGACGUUUUCGAAAUUGUGACAUACUCGUAAACAGUGUGAAGGAAAUGCGUACGCAAGAUAGAAUUCUGAUGCCAUUGGUUAUAGUAACUCCAUCAAAUAUAAUUCGUCUUGACAUACAAUUGCGCUUUGACAAGCCGGCUUUCAACGAAUCUGCUUUUCCGCAUAGAAUUUAAAGAGAAAUUUAUAUAGAUACAUAAAUGUGUAUAAAGCACGCUCUGCAUUUUAGGAGACGGGAGCAUCUUUGCCAAUCUUUAUACGCAACUGAACUUAGAAAUAUUUUUAAAUUAUAUUGGUGCGAAAUAUAAUAGCGUAUUAUGAAUACGAAGCGUAAUGAGAUUCGUGAUAGGUAUACGUAACUGCAAAUUAACUUUUUAACCAGCGAGAUGAGUAUGUUUAUUGCUUAUAGAAAGAUAUCGGUGAGGAUUGGCUGAUCUUCUCAUACAUUUCAGCUAGCAAAGGAGGCAGAGCAGGUAUAAAUGUAUAAAAUGUAAAAGCAGCGUAUAUCGACCACCCUAAGUGUGUGCUAGUGCAUAGAUAUUCAAACGAAAUGAGUACAUGGAUAUUCGAUUUAUCAGGUUAAGAUAAAAAGUUGUUAACUAGGCGUGUCUUAGUAAAUUUGGGUUAUCACACGUGGAUGUGUAUUUAUAGCAUUCAAUGCUUAUAGAUGCCGUCAAGACGGUUCUUUAGAGUCCAACGGAUUCCCCAGUGCCAAAGUAUAACACUUGAGAGCCAAUUAUCGUAGCUCAGAGUCCUUUGUCUGCGGGGACCAGGAUAACUUGUGCAUUCUUCUAGUUCGAGCGUCAAAAGGUAGCAAAGGAACGUUUAGUGUUGUAAACAAUCAAAUCGCGUAACCUGUUUAAGGUUUAAAGACAAACUCACAGUAACGGGUACCUGAUCUAACUCAACAUAUGCAAAAAUUCGGGUGACUCAUGGUAUUCCUGUUUAAAUGGAUGCAUCAUGUAUGUACUACCUAAAAAGAAUCAUACACAGAUACCUUUUAAUAUUAGGCAAACUAUAUCUUUAGUUCAUGAACAUUAUCAUGGACAAACGUUCAAGUUUGCAUGAUACUUAAAUAUCCUGCUAUCAUAUUGUCAGACAAUCAAUAUUAAACUACAGUCGACCCCUACAAAAAAAUCUUACCUUUCCACAGCUCGGGUUUUCCUCGUGAGAGCUCAUUGUUUACCCAUCUCUAUGUUAAUACAUGUGACAUCUACUGUAAUGUGUUUUCAUAUUCCCACCUUACUAUUACCUAACCGUGAGAUUUACCUAGCUUUGAGUCAUCUCCAGACCUACUUUAAGAACACAGAUAGUACGUAAAGCCCAGCUAUUGAGUAUAUUGAAAACCUGGUCCGCUGCUCAGAUCGGUAGCAGCACCCAGUUUAUCGUCCUAGUACUACUAACUCAUUGACUAACUCACUGUGUCAAAAGGUUUCGCCGUGCUCAGCAAUGUACACUAAGCUCUCUACUUUUAGCAUAUGCAUGGGAAAAACGUGUUUAACGUUGCUAGACUGUAGUGUGACUUCGCGACAGUCGACAGUAGCCGCAAUCGGAGAACAAAGAUAUUGCCGUUUGAUGUAAGCCAGUUGAGUACUGCCAGGUACACGUCAGUGUGCUAGCUAUUGAAAGAGGUUUACACUAUUAGUAAGCUGUGUCUGGUUCUAGCAAUAGCAGGACAUGCCAUGCUGCACUCGCACCCUGUCCGUGCCACAACCUCGUCGUUCUGCGGCCACCUAACUCGAUACCCGAUGCUGUCCUCGCCCGCAGCCUGUCGCUGCUAGGCGCUAACUGCCAACGACGGUAGUCCUAGCUCGGCAGAGAAAUCUUAGAUAAAAAUUUUACUAAGGUUCCUUCACUGCUAGCAAGCAAACUCACGUAGCCUACACGCCUGGACCGGACGCCGACCGGAACCCAAGAGAAGAAAUCUCCCUCUUGUCGCCGAUAUUGCACGGCAAAGACAGAGUCAACCACACAGACUCAGACAAGGCUGACUCAAGCACACGCAUACAGAGAUACAUAGAUUUUAUGUAGUCCUGCAGCGUUAUCCUCAAGCGUGGCUCGAGUGAUGCACCAAAAAGCGACAAUACCUGUGCUCCGAAGGAUACUGAGGAUAUUAUUGUAUACAGUACGCUACCUUCUGUAGUGUAUAUCAAUUGAGAAAAUCAAGUUCGUCAAAAUAGGGCAUGAUUAUUACCGCUAGCGUUAAACGAUGAGCUGCUGCUUCAAGCGUUCAGAAUCGAAGGUCAACAAAGUAGCAGGGAAAAACGCUUAACCACAACGUUGGACCAGGUGGCGAAGUUUCACAUGCCGGCAUGAAGAGCUGAAGUGCCAUGAAACUUCUGUUGUGGGCUGUGGUCCUCAUAUCUCCCUGGGAAACGGGUUGGUUUCCGCCAAUAUCGGAGAAAUUCACCAUUGAACAACGUUUUCUACCAAAUGAAUACUUGGAAUCGUCUCCGGGAAGGUGUGGAAGUCGAUUGGGAGUUUCAGGGGACACAGGUGAAAAUAAACGCCCCAAACUCCAUUGGACAAUGGGCGCAUUGGGCAGUGUCGGCGAUAGCUCGUCGCCUUCAGAUGUGGAUCCCACUCAUCAAGAUUUGGGAACUGAUCAGCAGGAUCUUUUGGCCGGAUUCAUAGAACAUAAAGAGUUACGCCUUCGUGACGAGCGUAUUAAGGCUAAAGUGUGCUUAGGUGAUGGCGAACAAGACUUAUGCGCGACGAGUAUUCCGGAGAUUCACAGGGAACGCUGCAAAUGCGAUUACGCAUGUGGCGAAUACGAUGACUGCUGCAUAGACAAUCGGGGCGUGACAUCUGUUGAUCGAAAAUGGACAUGUUAUGAACGUGGUGGUUUCUACGUCAUUCGAGCCUGCCCAAACUCAUGGCCAAACGACCAGGUCCGACACCGAUGCGAGGAGGAUCCAGACAAGCUUGAUAUGACUGUUUCCUACCUCACUCAGUUGCCAGUCCUUGAGCAAAAGUCUGGUUUCAUGUUCUGGAACGUGUUUUGUGCUAUCUGCAAUCGGAAAACAGACCUUAUCCGACCAUGGGGUCGUUCUCGGCUAGUUUGCACUAAUGAAGGAUUAUAUAACCGAACUGGAUUCGAAGAUCGUUUUCGUCCAGGCGAACAUAUUGUUAAGUUUGAUGCUGAGGUUGUACAACAACUUGUCGAAGUUGGCAAUCUUACGUAUAACGUUAACACGGAAGAGUUUACCCUGCACAACGGAAAGUUCCACCACGAUUGUAUUCUCGAUAUUCCUGAAUUUCGGGAUAUAGACUUUAUAAAAACCAACGUGCUCAGGAAGUGCAUUGAAUCUAUCACCGUUUGCCAGAAGACCUUUUUCUCUAAGGAAGACCAAGAUCUUGCCUACAAGUGCACGUCGUACACAUCUUACGUUCAUGACAAGAUCACUGCACGUAACUACAAAAAUUAUCACUGCGCACUUUGCGAUGGCGUUAAAUUAUGGAAUAUCCGUUGUGGCGCGUAUAGCAACACACAAAACUGGAAUGUCUUCAUGGUGACGCGGACGGCAUGGCGCAAGACCAUUAGCGUGGACCUUUGGCCAUGGCAUCAUGAGCGAAAGGGCAAGUACGUUGGUAAAUGUGCUCAAAAUAUGCUAUACGACGAUCUUCUCCAAGUGUGCGUCUACAUUGGUUGUCCUGAGCAAUACGUAUGGGUAGAGGAAGAACAACGGUGUCUCAACAUCUUGGACACACUACCAGACCCGUAUAGCAAUGUUAACCUGACCAUGGCUUGUAUCACCCAGAAAAUUCCCUACGAGUGGAUAUCAGAGUUGCGUCACAAGGAAAUCAGACUCAACCACACCGGUAAGAUUCUCAAGCCAAGCGAAUAUUACAUGACCCGAUCCGAUAAUGGUUCGGUUGAUUAUAUAUACUACUGUGAACCAGAGUGGCUAUCGUUUGAGCUGCAGACGCGUGACAAGUUCAUAUUUAACGCCCUUAACUACCUUAGCAUCAUCGGAUUAUUCUGCGUGAUCGUUCUCCACUUAGUUGUUUACGAGCUGCGCAGUAGUCAAUGGGGAAAAAACAUUCAAUGGCUUGCUAUCUCUUCACUCUGUGCGAACAUAACGUUUGCUUGCGCGCUUCACAAAAAGCCGUUUGCAAGCGAUUGCUAUACAACGGGUCUCGCUAUGAUUUUCUUCCAUUUGGCAAUGUACUUCUGGGCUUCAUCUGCCAUUUUGGACUCGUAUCGAGCCCUAUUUAACAAAUUACCAAAAAAGCGUCGCGGCGCGGGUCCCAGCACAAAAAAGUUCAGUAUGUUCUCAUGGGGUCUGCCUUUAGUGUUUAUGACUAUGUCGUCGACAAGCGACAAGUGGGGUGCUGAGUUCGGUAUCGGAGCCCGAGUAGGGAAACCACUUUGUUUCAUUUCUACGGGAAUUGCGUUCGCGCUGUUCUUCUACGGCCCAUUAAUUCUUGUUGGUCUGGCAGACUUGCUUGGAUUUGUAUUGUGCCUUAAACGAAUUUUGUGUCGACCGCGACCGCCCGUUCGAAUUCACGUGCAUGGCCGUAGCCAAAGUUCCGAUGGCGUAUCUCAUACGAAUCGUAACCACCUCUAUACAAUAGCCGGCUUCCUUAUUUUAAGCUUCUCUACGUGGACAUCCGUGUUCUUAGCUGUCGACAUGCAGAUCAAGGAGGGCUGGAUUGCAUUCAGUAUCCUUUACGGAUGUCAGGGCUUAUGGCUGACAGCUCGUACAGCGUUAAAUCCAACCGGAUUUUGGCUGUUUUUCGAUGAAGUGACCCAUCGCGACCCACGACACAGGGCUAUGCGUUCAGCUGGCGUUCUCGUAAACUCAGCUAAGGAUCUUCCAGCGCUCACGAUGCCUGAAGACCGCUCGCACCGAGAACCUACUCCAUGCCCGCUUACCCCAAAAUUUUCCACAGAGUUGUCUCGUAAAAAUCUCUUUCUACAAGCACCGAGCGCUCCGGGACAGUCUCGCCGUCCUAGCGCCGUCGUCCCUGAAUUUAAUCACAACCCCGCCCCGCCAAUGAACCCCAACAAUCAUCGUUAUGGACCGCCAGUGACAAAUCUUAUUCCCGCAACACCGCUACCGAAACACAUGGACCGGCCAAAGUUUCCUCAUGAACGACGCGUUUCGAGCGCUGUUAUCAAGCCGAUCCACAUGAACGUGCCGCAGAGUGCCUUAACUCCAAUACUUCCUCCUUUGAUAACGCCAACUCCGCCUGAUUCUGCCGCAAAUACGAUACACCGUCAGUAAUUGUAUUGCUGCUGCUACUAUGUCAAGUGACUAAAUGAUGCACAGCAUUGUGAAGAAUCGUGUUAUGAGGAGUUCACUUGUAUGAUCAAUAAUAAUAGCGUAAAUACGCGCAUAAAGUGCGGAUGCACGAUCCCCGAGCCUAAAUAUCCGCGCUUCAAUUACACAAAUGAUAAACUUCAGAUAAUUUUAUUUCAAUUACAACAUUUACGUUCUGUUGCGCUCGCGACAUUAUAUGUUAUCCAAGUAAGCUUGAUGAGGGCAAGCUUGUAACUAUGUGAAUGGUUAUUUUUUAAAUAAGAGAAUGUAAACCGGCGCAAUUGCUGUUUCUCAUAUUUACCGAUACGAUUCCUACGCAGCACAUAUCAGUAAGGAAGAAACAAUGCGACUCUGUUUAGAGAAAUCGGUCGAACUUGUUGUGUCUAUAUUCGAAGCUGUACUUGAGUUAAAUUUACUAUUCAAUGAAGUACGAAUAGUAUAAUAAUCGAAACUCAUCUAACAGUAACUGCUGACCUAAAUAACCAAAAGGUUAUUCUGUACAUAAUCUGUAUUUACUUCUCCAGGCACCUAUGUAAAGAUAGAUCUGUUGUUUUCUUGCAAAAUCGCAAUUCAUGAAAUAAUUCCCUAAAAAUGUUGGAAUUGCAUUCUAUUCUACAUUCGUAUUGCAUAAUAAACGUUAUACAGGUGUAUUAUAAAUUGACGCCGUCUCUGUCUCCGAUUUAAUGAAUAACAUAUUAAGCAUGUAUCAAAAAGCGACAAUUUGUAUAGCAAGGCUAUCAACUAGGUCUACAUAGGUUUUCAAAAAGGUAAACAGUUUUCUUAGAAUAUGACACCUCGCAGGAUUACUCACGGGAUUAUGUGCACGUGCGUAAGCGAUAACGUAUAAAUCAUUCACCUUGGAAUAAUGUACUCAGACAAUAAUAAAAGGAAAGAAGAAAUCAA
Varroa destructor (honeybee mite) is the source of this 6512-nucleotide messenger RNA. RefSeq lists its product as uncharacterized. Gene Ontology annotation, cellular component: membrane. Gene Ontology annotation, molecular function: transmembrane signaling receptor activity. Lineage: Eukaryota; Metazoa; Arthropoda; Arachnida; Mesostigmata; Varroidae. The record is from RefSeq and is a predicted model, not a curated record. Gene Ontology annotation, biological process: cell surface receptor signaling pathway.